Molecule: messenger RNA, 4559 nt
Organism: Danio rerio (zebrafish)
Lineage: Eukaryota; Metazoa; Chordata; Actinopteri; Cypriniformes; Danionidae
Source: RefSeq, a predicted model, not a curated record
UGUUCGCCAGAGGCUAUGAGUGCUGGAAACAGUCAUGAGGAGGGUCGACUGGUCUAUCGGUUCGGAGGAGAGCCUGUUGGGUCAUUCAUCCAGCCAAACCUCAGGCCGUUAGAACCGUCAAUUGCUCACGCCAUGUUUCUGGACGUCACUCAUGACAACGAGUGUCCCAUUCAGGUUCGUUCAGCAUAUGAUGCUCUGCCCAGCUCUGCUAUUGUCUCUAUGGCCUGCUGCGCCUCAGGCAGCACUAGAGGAUAUGAUGAGCUCGUCCCUCACCAGAUUUCAGUUGUGAAGGAAGAGCGUCUCUACCCCAAGUGGAAUCCUGAUGCACUGCCCUCUUCUGGCAGGGAGGUGAACUUACACUCUGGAAUAACGGCAGGAAAACUGGCUCUCAACAAACUCCACCAAGAGCUAGCAGAGAACGGCUUCACCCAGGUUUACGUGGAUCAGCUGGAUGAAGACACAGUGGCUGUGACCAGGCAUUGCCCCAGCACACAUCAGUCUGUUGUGACAGUGUGUCGUACGGCCUUUAAAGACCCCAAAACACACCAAUUCAGAGAGUCCUUGGCCCCCAUGUACAUCCCAGGUAAAAUCGAGGAGGUGAUUUUAGAGGCACGCACAGUGGAGAGAAGCGCUGAGUCAUAUGUGAAAGAUGAGACGUUCAUUAAUGGCCUGCCGAACUACACAGUCGAGAUCCGUGAACACAUCCAGCUAAAGGAAAGUCAAAUUGUAAAGCAGGGAGAUGCCACCACAAAAGGGCGCAGCGAGUUUGUUGAGGAGAUUUUGUUCGAAAAGCUCACACCUGGUAGUGUCAUUGCAUUCAGGGUGAGCCUUGAUCCAAACUCUCAGAAAAUGGUGGGCUACUUGCGAACACAGCUCUCACAGUUCAACCGGCUGUUCAAAUCUGGAAGUCUGACUGACAGCAAGGUCGCUGGCAUCCUGAAAAUAUCUUUAGAAUUUUUAAUAUCCAAACUGACUCUGGCGGAGCUCAAUGUGUUGUUAUUUCGUUGUGAUGCUGAGGAACAGGAAGACGGUGGUGGCUGCUAUAAUAUUCCCUCCUGGAUGCCUCUGAAGUAUGGAGGCCUGCAAGGUUUUGUGUCUGUAUUGUCUGAGAUUCGACCCAAAAAUGACCUUGGACAUCCGUUCUGUGACAAUCUAAGACAAGGAGAUUGGAUACUUGAUUACGUGAGCACUCGUCUGAUCAAUAAAGGCGGAGCUCUGCGGGAGGUUGGAAAAUGGUUCAAAGCUGUAUUUUCAUACCUCAAGCAUCUUCCACGCUACUUAGUGCCAUGUUAUUUCGAUGCCAUUAUUGUUGGAGCGUACGCCACAGCUGUAGAUGCCGUCUUCAACCAAAUGUCAAGCUUUGUUCUGAAUGGGUCGACCCUGGUCAAACAGCUGGCCCUGGGGUCAGUUCAGAUGUGUGGGGUGGGUCGUGUCCCCGCCCUGCCACAUCUGUCCCCUGAACUGGAGGAUGUCCCGGUGCGAGUUAACAGUGCAACCAAGCAGGAGGAGCAGUGCUGUGUGUCUAUUGCGGCAGGUCUGCCACAUUUCUCCACUGGAAUCUUCCGCUGUUGGGGUCGAGACACAUUCAUAGCUCUGCGCGGCCUCAUGCUUUUGACAGGGAGGCACCUGGAGGCCAGAGACAUCAUCUUAGCCUUUGCUGGUACGAUGCGUCACGGUCUGAUCCCGAAUCUGCUGGGUCAGGGUGUCGCAGCUCGUUAUAACUGUCGUGAUGCAGUGUGGUGGUGGCUACAGUGUAUCCAGGACUACUGCACCAUCGUGCCCAUCGGCACAGAUAUACUAAUGUGCCCUGUGUCACGUAUGUAUCCCACUGAUGAUUCAGAAGCGCAGGCCCUCGGGACAGUGGCUCAUGACCAGCCGUUGUAUGUGCUUAUUCAAGAAGCCAUGCAGCGUCACAUGCAGGGAAUCCAAUUCAGAGAGAGAAACGCCGGUCCGCAGAUCGACUGGAACAUGCAGCAUGAAGGCUUUAACGUGGAGGCCAAAGUAAAUCCCGAGACGGGCUUUGUUUACGGUGGAAAUGGCUUCAACUGUGGGACAUGGAUGGAUAAAAUGGGAGAGAGCGAUAAAGCCCAUAAUAAAGGUGUUCCAGCCACACCCAGGGACGGCUCUGCGGUGGAGAUUGUUGGUCUUAGUAAGUCAGCGGUGCGCUGGCUGAUGAUGAUGAAUGAGACUGGACAUUUUCCAUAUUCCUCUGUCAAAAUACACAGAGAUGGAGCAGAACAAUCAAUCACCUAUAAGGAGUGGAAUCAAAGAAUCCAGGAGAACUUUGAAAGGUUUUUCUAUGUCUCAGACGAUCCUGCAGAUCCAAAUGAGCAACGUCCUGACUUGGUUCACAAGAAAUGCAUUUAUAAAGACAGUCAUGGGGCUUCUAGUCCUUGGUGUGACUACCAGCUCAGGCCCAACUUCACCAUCGCCAUGGUGGUGGCACCAGAGUUGUUUUCAGUGCAAAGAGCCUGGAAAGCUUUAGAGAUUGUUGAAACCAAGCUUCUUGGUCCUUUGGGGAUGAAAACACUUGACCCAGAUGAUCUGGUGUACUGUGGUGUGUAUGACAACGCCCUGGACAAUGAUGACUACAACCGUGCAAAAGGAUUCAAUUAUCACCAAGGACCUGAAUGGAUUUGGCUGGUUGGAUACUUCUUAAGAGCCAAACUUUAUUUUGGAAGGAAAAUGGGCCAAGAGAAGUACAAUCAAAGCGUGUUCCUGGUCAAGAAUGUUCUGUCUAGACUUCACACCCAUUUAGAAAGAUCACCUUGGAAGGGUUUACCUGAGCUGACCAAUGAAAACGGACAGUACUGUCCAUUCAGUUGUGAAACGCAGGCCUGGUCCAUCGCCACUGUUCUGGAGGCUCUAUUUGAUCUAUGAAUUUAUCUUGGACUUUGUAGCUCUCCCAUGUUUUCAGCCACCUACCUGGAAAAAUUCUGAGGAAAUUAUUUUACAUUCACAAUCUUCCAAACUCUUGUUGUAGUGACACUUUACGUAUUAAUCAUGUUAAAUCAUGUACAAAUCUUUACCCUUUUGUUAGGGUUUGCCAGAUUAGGUUUGUUGGUUAGAGUUGAUUUGUAUGGUGGCCGAAAGAGCAUAACGUGCUGCAUUUUAAGAAAACGCAUGCAAUUACAAUAAACACCAGCUAAUUAAGAAAAGAUCUUCAUUCCUUUGAAAGCACACCUGCUGCUAAUCCUCACAACGCAUGCAUACGCAUUUAAAAACACGCUGCAUUUUCACACAACACAAACAUUAAUAACACACUGCAUUUCUCACAACACGAAAACAUCGGAACACAUCAGAAUAGUUUCAAGGGGACUCAAAAACAUGACAGACGCCGCUGUGCGGGAAUAAUUCUCUGUAAAGUUGUUGAUGAUUUUUAAAAGGUGAGAUCUUUUUGUUUAUUUUGAUAUAGCAAUUCCCUUGUCCUUCUUUAGUAUUCAUUCAUUUAUUCAUUUUCUUGUCGGCUUAGUCCCUUUUUUUAUCCGGGGUCACCACAGCGGAACGAGCCGCCAACUUAUCCAGCACAUUUUUUACGCAGCGGAUGCCCUUCCUGAUCCUGAGCCGAGGAUCGAACCAGCUACCCAGCGACCUUCUUGCUGUGAAACGACAGCAGUGCCUACUGCGCUACUGCAUCGCCCGUCUUUAGUAUUUAUUAGACUAAAUAACCAUAACCUAAAUAGCCGGGUCCGUCACAUUUUAGGCUCUCCUUGAAACAUUUCUGUUGUGUUGUGAGAAAAUUCUGCGCAUUUUAUUAAUGUUUGUGUUGUGCAAAAAUACAGUGUGUUUUUUAUGUGUUUGCAUUGUGCUGUCAAACUGAGAUGUUUUUUGUAAUUGCAAGUGGUUUCUUAUUUUCUUCAUGAGUUGUUUUUACGAUUGCUAACACACUAAAAUUAAACUUUUCCCACUAUUAGCAAAACGGUACACUCCAGGAGCAAAACACAAAGCUAGAUCUGCACAACUGUAAGCACAAUGUCAGCUUCACACAUUUUGCAAAACAUUACACACAGUGAUAUGCAAAUCACCAAACACACUUGUGACACAGAAAUGUAUCAUAAUGUCAUUUCCUUGCAAUUUCAAAGCAAAGGCCUUCAAUCAGCUUUAACAACAAUAUAAAAGCAAUGGGAUAGUUUGGUUAUAGAAUAUUAGUCUUCAGUAGUGUACUGUAGCUAUAAAUACUAGUGUUCAAUAAAUAUGGAAGUCAAUGUCACGGGAAGAGGGAGCACUUAAGGAAGGAAUAUUGGUAAAAAGAUGACGGGGUGAGGAAGAAUCUUUUGGAUAUUGAAAUACAUCACCAGAAAGCUGAAUAAAUAAGCUGUACAUUGCUCUAUGGUUUGUUAUUAUAGAGCAAUAUUUUGCUAUCAGUACUACAGAAUUCGGUAUUUAUCACUGUAUUUAUGUUUGAAACUGGUGUGUUAUCCUGUGACAUUUACAGUAAGAUGUAUCUAGAUUAAGGGCGGAGAAUGUGGAGGAAAGAGUGCUUUACUCACAGAGGAACAAGAGGAAUAUAAACACGAGUUUCAACAAUAUUACAGAGAAUUAAUAAUAAAAUAACCCCC